This is a messenger RNA of Beta vulgaris subsp. vulgaris (sugar beet), 1936 nucleotides long. RefSeq names its product peptidyl-prolyl cis-trans isomerase CYP57. Lineage: Eukaryota; Viridiplantae; Streptophyta; Magnoliopsida; Caryophyllales; Amaranthaceae. The coding region runs from base 145 to 1641 and encodes 498 amino acids. Gene Ontology annotation, cellular component: catalytic step 2 spliceosome. Gene Ontology annotation, biological process: protein peptidyl-prolyl isomerization; protein folding. The record is from RefSeq and is a predicted model, not a curated record. Gene Ontology annotation, molecular function: peptidyl-prolyl cis-trans isomerase activity. The transcript is spliced from 10 exons.
ACAGUUCCCAGUUAGUAACUUAGUAUCCUUCUCCUCGUCAAAAAAAAAAAACUUAGUAUCCUUCUCCAUUUAAAAGAGCCUUCUACAUCCCUGUAGUACCAGCUCUUCUUUUUCCGGCAAAGUUGAUCGAAGUUCGCCGGAAUUAUGUCAUCGGUGUACGUUUUAGAGCCACCAACAAAAGGAAAGGUCGUAAUUCACACCACAUACGGAGCAAUUGACAUCGAACUUUGGCCAAAAGAAGCUCCAAAAGCCGUUAGAAAUUUCGUUCAACUUUGUCUUGAAGGUUACUAUGACAACACCAUCUUUCAUCGCAUCAUCAAGGGUUUCCUUAUUCAGGGUGGUGACCCCACUUCCACCGGCGUCGGUGGUGAAAGCAUAUAUGGUGCAGCCUUUUCUGAUGAAUUUCAUUCUCGGCUACGUUUCAACCAUAGGGGCUUGGUUGCUUGUGCAAAUGCUGGUUCUCCGCAUACAAACGGAAGUCAAUUUUUCAUGACAUUGGACCGUUGUGAUUGGCUUGAUAAGAAGAAUACGAUUUUUGGAAAGGUUACUGGAGAUUCUAUAUACAAUCUUCUCAGGAUAGGAGAAGUUGAAACUGAUAAUGAUGACCGACCCUUAGAUCCUGCUCCAAAGAUAACCUCUCUUGAGGUUAUAUGGAAUCCCUUCGAUGAUAUUGUCCCCAGAGAAUCUUUUAAGAAGUUACCCCAGCCGGUUACUGACAAAGAGAACAAAGAUGUGAAGAAGAAACCUGUGAAAAAGCUGAACUUACUUUCAUUUGGUGAAGAAGCUGAAGAAGACGAGAAAAAUUUGAUGGCUGUAAAGCAAAAAAUUAAGAGCAGUCAUGAUGUAUUGGAUGAUCCUCGUCUACUCAAGGAACAUAAUCUUACUGAAGAAAUGGAUCCAGAUGAACUCAAGAAUGCAAGAAUUUUGCAAUUAUCUGUGAGAGAAGCUUUGAGCUCAAAGAAACCAGAGUCACAGAAAGAGACAGCUGACGGGUUACCUGAAUCGCAUGCUCAAAGUGACAGCGAAGAUGAUGAAAUAAGUUUUGAUGCACGGAUGCGUGAGCAGAUUUUGAGGAGGAGAUUGGAAAUCGGUGAUAUCCCCGCUAAGAAAAAGUCUCACAGUGAGGGAUCAAAGUCCAAGGAUCAACAGAAGUCAGCUCCAAGUAGGUCAGAUCCUGAAAGUUCAGAUGACCAAAGAAAAGUGGCGAAAUUGUCUAUCAGGAAAAAGGGAAUAGGAUCUGAAGCUAGGGCAGUACGUAUAGCUAAUACUGACACGGACCUGCAGUUGUUAAAUAAUGCUGAACGAGAUAGAUUGUUGCAGAAACAGAAGAAGCGGAGGCUGAAGGGACGUGAAGAUGAUGUACUUGCGAAACUUGAGCAGUUUAAAAGUUCAAUUGCUUCAAAGCAUGUUGAACCACUUGGCAAAUCUGAAGGUGGAAUUGGUGAAGAUUUAUCAGACUGGAAAUCUGUCCGCCUAAAAUUUGCACCUGACCCUAAAAAGGAUAAAAUGUCGCGGAGUGAAGAUGUCAACGAUUAUGCUGUGAUUGAUCCUCUUCUGGAGAAAGGGAAACAGAAAUUUAACAAGAUGAUAGCGAAGCAAAAGCGACGAGAACGUGAAUGGGCUGGGAAAUCCCUUACUUGAUUUUCUAUAGAACCUCUUAACAGUUGUCAGAUGAUUAAUAUAUUUCUAUGAUCCUGCUUCGCACGAUGAAGAUGAUGGCCAAUAGCUUACUCGCUUUUCGGAAGGAUGUUGCUCCCAAGUUCCAAGCAUGAAUAUCUCUUGUAUUAGAUGAGCAAACUUUUUUUUCACACAUGAGCACAAUUUUGGAGUAACUGUUAUAUAUGUAAAUGUGUAUUUUCCUAGACUGUAAUUUAAAAUCUACUCUUCAGUGAUGUUCUUUGACCCCUUGAUUCUUAGUGGAACAUUCCUCAGUUUA